Striga hermonthica is the source of this 834-nucleotide messenger RNA. The record is from the annotation of a GenBank genome assembly. Lineage: Eukaryota; Viridiplantae; Streptophyta; Magnoliopsida; Lamiales; Orobanchaceae.
AUGCCAAGAGUUUUAGAUUCAGAUUGGCGAUUCGUUUUUGCAACAUGCUUAUGGAGAAUAUGGAAGAGGAGAUGUGAAGUGGUAUUUAACUCGAGCUGCGUGGUAGAUGCUGAGAAACUUUUGAAGGUCAUUGAGAGCUCCAUUAUAGAGCUUAAUUCAGCCUUUCCGAAGCUGGAAAAAGGGAGUAUAACAGAGGGCCAAGUAGCAUGGGAGAAGCCCAAGGAGGGAUUUAUUAAAAUCAAUACAGAUGGGGCAUGUAAAGGAAAUCCGGGAAUAUUAGCAGCAGGGGGGUUGCUUCGAGAUGCUAACGGACAAUGGAUUGUUGGGUUUAUUGCACACCUUGGUAUAUGCACGAAUACAAUAGCUGAACUUCAGGCUAUUAGGCAUGGGUUGGAGCUGGCUUGGGUGUAUGGAUACAGGCAAGUAAUCUGUGAAGUUGAUGCUAAAGUUGCGAUAGAUUUCAUAACACAGGAAGACAUUGAUACACACCCAUGUGGGGGGCUGAUUGCUGACAUUCGAGCCUUAAUCGAGCGGGACUGGGUUUGCCAUUUACAACACACUCUCAGAGAAGGGAACGAAGGAGAUGAGGCGAAAGCCGAAGGGCAAUGCGGAAUUAGCCCUAGUGCCGUAAAGGCCGUAAUGGUUAAAGGAAGUAGAAGGAAGGCUGCUAGUGCGAGCUGGUGUGAAAGCGAUACCGGGUUGCUAACCACCACACAUUGCAGAGUGCUUUCAGCUACCUUAGACUCCUAUUACCGCUCCGUGGGGGGUUGGUACCGAAGAGAUAGACUACCAAAGCGUCACCAAUGGGAAGCGACUACCUUCUCCUCCUACUAG